AUGGCCAGAACAGAACAAGAAAGACAUGGCAUUAGUAUCCCAGGCCAGGUCCUUGACCAAAUCAGAGAAAGGGAAGAUAUAAAUGGCGAAGACAGCCGAUUCAAGAAAAAGCGGAAGCACCAGGCCAAACCGGUCUCUCGUAAAGAGAAGAGGAAGGAAGAGAGAAAGCUCAAGAAGCAGAAACGUCUGAAACAGCCCCACCAGCAGAAUGAACAGUCCAAGCAAGGGCCUCUUGCCGCCGCUAAGCAGAAACUUCUGGAGAAGAAGCAGCUGACCAAGAAACCAAAGGAAGAUCCACUAGCUGCUCUUAAAGCUCUCAAGGCAAAGAAAGGUGCUAAGAAACAAGAAGAAGUCCGUGUUGUCAAGGAAGACGAUCUUGACGAUGAGGGCUCUGAAUCUGGAGAAGAUGAGUUUGAUGGUUUCGAAGGGGAAGAAGACGAAGAAGUCAGUGAUCCUUUGGCUGCCUUGGCUGCACUCAAGGCUAAGAAGAACGGUAAGGCCAAACAGCUGGACGUGAAGAUUGUCUCUGCUGAGGACCUUGAUGAUGAACUUUCAUCGGAUGACUUUGGUGACGCUGCUUCUGACGAAGAGGAGGAAGGGUUGGAAGACUUUGAUGAAGAGCUUGAUGGAUUUGACGAUGACGAUCUUGAUGGGUUCGACGAAGAAGAGGAAGAACCAGAAGAGGACCCAUUGGCCAAAUUGAAGGCUCUCAAAGAAAAGAAAGCCAAGAAAGAGAAGAAGGAAGCUCCUGAAGCUGAUUUUGUGGAUCCAAUGGAUAACGAUAUUGAGUACUAUGCUAAGAAGCUUGGUCUUAAAGAAGGUAAGAAAGGAAAGUUAUCCAAUGAAGACGAUGGUUUGGACGAUUUACUUGACGGUCUUGAUUUCGUCGACCAGCCAGGUAGUGGUGACGAAGAAUCUGAAGGGUUCACAGCUUCGGAUGAUUUCGAUUCAGACGAUUUCGACUCAGACGGUUCUGACGAUGAGUCUUCUCGCAAGAAAGAAAAUCCUUUCGUUGCACCUACGCAAGCUGCCAGUGAGUCGGAAGGCGAAGCUGAAGAAAAGCCUUCAAAGUACAUUCCUCCAGCACUUCGAAGAAAGAUGGCGCUCGAGAACCUGACAGUUUCAGCUGAGACUCUUGCAUUGCAAAAAUCGUUAAAGAGUGCUAUUAAUAAGUUGUCCGAAACAAACAUUGGUGCUAUUGCUAAUGAUAUCAACGGCCUCUUCCUCAAUAACCCUAGACAAGAAGUUAACGAAAACCUCGUCAACAUCCUACUAACCAGUGUUAUCCAACAGGAAAGACUACUUGACACUUUUGCCUACUUGCAUUCAGCUCUUGUCGUGGCUCUUUACAGAUCCCAAGGUGCUGACUUUGGUGCAUACUUUGUCCAGACACUUAUAGAGAAGUAUGAUGCCUUUAAAAAAGAGGGAAGUAAGAACAAAGAGAUUCUUAAUGUGAUCUCGUUGCUUUCUUCCGUUUAUGCAUUCCAUCUAGUUUCGUCAAAACUUCUUUACGACCUCAUUAAGGAACUUAUUGCUAACUUGUCUGAAGAAACUGCCGAACACUUGCUAAAGAUCAUCCGUACCUCAGGUAACCAGAUGCGUUCUGACGACCCAACAUCGUUGAAGGAGAUUGUCUUGGAAGUUACAAAGAAAGCCAACUCUUUGCCAAAGGAUCAAGUGACACCAAGAAUGCAGUUUCUUCUUGAAACUAUCACUUCGCUUAAGAACAAUAAGUUGAAGAACAACAACGACGCUACAAACCAGCUUUCCCUUCGACUCAAGAAAUUCUUGGGUACCUACUCCUCCAGCAAGCUCACAGACUCGUUACAAGUUUCUCUUGAUGACAUCAGAAACGUCCACACCAGAGGUAAAUGGUGGCUUGUGGGUUCAGCAUGGAAGGGUAACGAAGAAAAGAGCCAAGGUGACGUUGUAAAUAAAGAAGUCAUGAACGAUUUCUUGGACACCGCUGAGCCAAAUUGGCUUGAACUUGCUAAAGCUCAAAGAAUGAACACUGACAUCAGACGUGCUGUUUUCAUUUCAAUCAUGUCCGCUAAUGAUUAUGUUGAUGCUAUGACAAAGCUUGACAAGUUAUCAUUAAAGAGAGCACAAGAAAGAGAAAUCCCUCGUAUUCUUAUUCAUUGUGCUGUUGUUGAACCAGCAUGGAACCCUUACUAUGGUGUUCUUGCUUCGAAGCUUUGUGAUAACCACUCUUACAGGAAGACAUUCCAAUUCAUGCUCUGGGAUUUGAUAAAGGGAUUCGAUGGAGUUGGUGAUGAUGAGGAAGAAAUGGACGUUUUCUCUGGUUUCGAUGACGAUGCAGAGGACGACGAAAAGCUCAAGAAGAUCCUCAAUUUGGGCAGACUUUUCGGAUACCUUUUUGCAGAAGGAUCAUUGGCGUUGCAUCUUUUGCGUACAGUUAACUUUGUCACUGCCUCUAACGAUACCAAGCUUUUCUUAGAAGUCUUGUUGGUUACCUUUGUGGACAAUAUCGGUAAGAAGUCCCAGGUUAGUGCUGUUGGUAUGGGCAUUGGCAGUAAGAAGAGCUCUCACGAGCAAAAGUUCGACGAUAGGGUCUUGAUUGAAAGAAUUCUCAAGGCCAAGGAACAACCAGCGCUUCUUCGAGGCAUUCAAUGGUUCAUUGGUAAGAGAUUGAGAAACAGUGAUUUUGUUACCGGCAAGAAGCAACGCAAGAGGGUUGACUGGGGUAUCAAUGCCAUGAACGAUAUCAUAGAAGAGUUUGCAAGAGAGGCUGAUUUCUAA
Messenger RNA from Candidozyma haemuli, 2760 nucleotides. RefSeq names its product Sgd1p (gene SGD1). Gene Ontology annotation, biological process: ribosomal small subunit biogenesis. Bases 1 to 2760 code for a protein of 919 amino acids. Gene Ontology annotation, molecular function: protein binding; RNA binding. The record is from RefSeq and is a predicted model, not a curated record. Gene Ontology annotation, cellular component: nucleolus. Lineage: Eukaryota; Fungi; Ascomycota; Pichiomycetes; Serinales; Metschnikowiaceae. The transcript has a single exon.